GAGACCUGUAAGUGAAGAGCUCACUAAACCUGAUCUCAGUGGCAUUUCUCUCCAGUCUGCCUGUGAGAAUCAUCUGCAGUGCUGGAUGUUACACACUUCAUCGUCGGUCAGUGAACACGUCACGGGGUUGCAGCCAUGGAAUGCCUCAAAAACUGCUGCAAGAUCCUGACAAAAACAGAGCGGCGGGAGCUGGAGACAGAAGUGAUCAAACUGAAAGUGCCGCCGAACAAGGCGAUCACUGCAGGCGUGGAGUCAGAGAGAGGGCAGAGGGGCAUCACGGAAGAUUACCUCCUGUCCAAACUUCCCCCCGAUGGCAAAGAGGUCCCGUUUGUCCUGCCCACCAUCAAGACGUCCUAUGUCCAACCCAGAGGUUCUCGUUAUCCCAAUUUACAGUCGGGGAUGCAGAGUUCAAUGCGGAGCACGUACGCGGAGAGGAAGGCCGAGCUUUUGGGCUCCAGUCACUUCACCUACAGCCCAGAGUCCAAUUUCCAUGAGGGUCAGAUGGCUGAGUACAUUUCCCCUGGUUCAGCCCGUCGUGACACAAUGAAGAACAGAAUGUCCAGCCCACUAAACCCAGGCUGGACUCUGCAGCCAGACGGCCAGCAUCGACAGUGCACCUCCAUGUUGGAUCUGUCCAACGCACACGGUCACAUGCAGCAAUUUGACUUUGUCGCCAGCGUCCGCAGCAGCACAUCUUCAGUGAUGGGCUCCACUGACAGCUGUCUAGACUCCAUCACCCUGUCUGGGGAUGAGCGUGAGUGGGGAAAAGUGUGUGUCCGGAUGAGCUACCAGGAUGCUUUGGAGCAGGUGUGGAUCACUCUGGUCCAGUGUUCAGACCUCAAUCUUCCUCUGGAUGGAGCUGAACAACAAAAGUUUGGAUUCAAAGGGAUCAUCACUUUGCCUAAACCCAUACAGUUCAAGAGCUCAGUUAAAGACUACAGUCAGGAAGUGUCCUUCAUGGAGACCUUUGUCUUCGCGCUCCGCCUCCAGGAGCUGCGCUGCAGCGCUCUAGUGCUGCGACUGCAGAUGCACAACCCCAAGAAACGCACCGCGGCCGAGUGUGUCCUCUCCCUGCGGCAACUCAGUCCUCUGGAGACGCUGCACUGGCUCGACCUCAACGCUCCAUCCAAGUCCUCUGUGUGCCACGCUGAGCUGCAUCUCACCACCUGCUUCCAGCCAGUAAACGGUCGCAUCCAGCUCCAGAUCAUUGCCGCCCAAAAUCUCCCAGCAUCCUCGUCACCGAUCACUCAAGCGUUUUUCGUCAAGGCCGAGAUGCACCAGAUGGGGCAGGUGCUGAUGAAGAAGAAGACUCGCGUGAUGAAGCCGGCCGGGGGUCAGUGUCAGUGGGUGGAGCUUUUCCACUUCCAACUGGCUGCGUUUGACAACGCCUGCUCGCUGUUAGUGAAACUCUACAGUCGCAGCUCGGUCAGGAGGAAACAGUGUCUUGGACAGGUUCAGCUAGGGUAUGACAGCCCCGUCCCAGAGGCGGUGGAGCAGUGGAAGGACAUGAUGGCUCACCCUGAGAAAAUGGUGACAGCAUGGCACAGGCUGAAUGCUCCAUAAACCCAAACCUCUCCUGACUGGUGCGAGACCUUCAUACUCACUGAUACACAGUUAACUCUGAUGGACCUGAACUGUAAACCAGUCCCAUGGUGCUGUGAAUGCCCCGGAAGAGCAGACGAUUGUUCUAAGAAUAUAAAUCGUUUGGUUUUCUAUUUACUGAAGGCAAAGGCAGAUUUCACUGUGUUUCUACAGCAGCCUGAAUGUACAAACCAGCCUUACUACACA
This is a messenger RNA of Solea senegalensis (Senegalese sole), 1788 nucleotides long. Its product is annotated as tandem C2 domains nuclear protein. Gene Ontology annotation, cellular component: nucleus. Bases 136 to 1563 code for a protein of 475 amino acids. NCBI's taxonomy places the organism in Eukaryota, Metazoa, Chordata, Actinopteri, Pleuronectiformes, Soleidae. The record is from RefSeq and is a predicted model, not a curated record. The transcript is spliced from 12 exons.